Molecule: messenger RNA, 1938 nt
Organism: Purpureocillium lilacinum
Lineage: Eukaryota; Fungi; Ascomycota; Sordariomycetes; Hypocreales; Ophiocordycipitaceae
Biological process (GO): protein linear polyubiquitination; proteasome-mediated ubiquitin-dependent protein catabolic process
Cellular component (GO): ubiquitin ligase complex
Molecular function (GO): ubiquitin binding; ubiquitin-protein transferase activity
Source: RefSeq, a predicted model, not a curated record
AUGGUGUUUUCAGGCCUGCUCAGCUCGGGCGAUAGGCCGUCGUCUAGCCGCUCCAAGUCGAGCGGUGUCGAGGCGCACGACCUGCAGCCCGAGUUCAUCCACGACGAGGCCCAGCUCCCGUGCAUCCCCCCCGAGCGCCCCAACCUGCGCGACCUCAACAACAGCCUCGAGGCGCUGGCCGCCGUCUUCCCCGACAUACAGAUCGAGGUGUUCCGCGAGCUGCUGUCCAACUUUGACGGCGAGUCGAGGCUGGCCCUUGUCGCUGACGCGCUCCUCAAGAACCGCGUCGCCUGGGUCAAGGGCCGGUGGAGGGCGAUAGAGACCAACGGCCAGGGCCAGGAUGGCGUCCAAAGGGCAGACGUCUUUCGCAGCCAGGAGUAUAUCAAGGCCGUACGCGCCCUUGCCUGGCAAGAGUUUCGCGGCCUGCCGAGAGCCACCAUCAACGCCGUCCUCGCCGAGUCGAACCAUUCCUAUCUCGAUGCCCGACGGACCCUCGUGUCGCUCUCUUCCAAGUCGUGGCGCUUCACGAUAUCAUCGCUGAUUCUGCGCCGGAAGGCGGUGACGGGGACCGGCGAGGACGCCGCCGAGAACCACCCGCUCGUUGUCUGGCGGUCGACUGGCCAAGGGUCUAUCGUACCCACGAUCCGCACCACGGGCAACGCCGAACUCGAUCGCGAAUUGUACGAUGCCCUCGUGCGGCCACUGAAAGAACGGGUCCGUCUGGAUAGAGAGGCCAGGGACCGGGACCUGGCAGUGCGGCUGAACAAUGACGAAGCCGAGGAGGUCAACGCAACGCACGAGUGCUCCUGCUGCUUCGUGACCAGCACAUUUGAGGAAUUUACGAGUUGCAGCAAGAGCGGACAUAUGAUAUGUUUUCGCUGCGUGCAACAUUCUAUCAAGGAAGCCCUGUUUGGCCAGGGCUGGCUCAGCAUGAACACCGAGACGGGCACGCUGAAGUGCUUAGCCGUGGACGGCGACGGGUGCACCGGCCACGUCCCGGCCGACCACAUACACCGGGCACUGAUGGACGAAAAGUCGGGCGCAGACCUGCUUCACCGGCUAGACCAGCGGCUGGCAGAGCACAGCCUCGUCGCUGCUAAGGUGCCGCUGAUACACUGCCCAUUCUGCAACUACGCCGAGAUUGACGACAUCUACAUGCCGACUCAUGAGACACGACUGCGCAUUAGCGCUGCGAACGCCUACAAGCUGUUUAUUCUCACCACCUGCGCCGCGUUCCUCAUUCUCACAAUGCCCUUUAUUUUCGCAUCCACAGUCAUCUGCGUCGUGCUCAGUACAAACCUCACACUCUGGAGCGGCCUCACCACGGAAUGGCAAAGGGCCAUCACGAGGCACUGCCGCCGGCGUCGGGGCCUGCGGUUCGACUGCCAGAACCCCAAGUGCGCGCGGCCGUCUUGCCUCUCGUGCCACAAGUCGUGGACGGACAUUCACGUGUGCCACGAGUCGUCGCUCGUGGCGCUGCGAACGCAGGUCGAACAGGCCAUGAGCCUAGCGGUCAAGCGCGUGUGCCCGCGGUGCAACACCUCGUUCGUCAAGAACGCGGGCUGCAACAAGCUGACCUGCCCCUGCGGAUACAAGAUGUGCUACGUGUGCCGCGCCGAUCUCGGCGACGAGGGCUACCGCCACUUCUGCGAUCACUUCCGCCCGGACGGCGACCCUCGGCCAUGUCGGGAGUGCGACCGCUGCAACCUAUGGGAGUCGGAGGAUGUGGAGGAGGUGCUACGGGAGGCGCGCGACGAGGCCGAGCGCCGCUGGAAAGAGACGGAGAAGCGCGAGCUCUCGGGUCAGGAGAAGACGUACCUGGAGACGGGCGUCGCUGCGAGCGGCUCGGACCGCCGCGUUCGGCGCAUGCUGUCGGGAGGGCAUAUCCCGACGCUGCCGGACAUGCUCGACUUUUUGGUCGAAGUGCUCUUCACCUGA